AUGGAUAAACUAAACCUGUGGAAUGAUGACCCGGAGGAGGUUCUCUUUGACUUGGGCUUUGGAUGUGAUGAACCUGACCUCUCUAGCCGUAUUCCAACUCGAUUCAUUAAUUAUCAGUCUCGGGCGAGAGGAAUAAAUCUCCAGGUGUUUCUGGAUGCCCAGAAGAGCCGCCUGGACCUGGAGAAUCCAGAUGUUAGCAAUAGAUUUAGACAGCUUGAGGUCCUCCAGCAGGUAACCUUUGCAUUCUCUUGCUUGGUGGAAGCUUCCUCCCCUCUCAAAGCACUACCAGCAAAAGACAUGUCUCCUGAGACCCUGGAGAGAAGGAGGCGUGUGGGCAUUCUGUUCAGGCGAGCUUCAAAGAAGUCGCUUGGUCAAAUCUACAACCAUAAAAGUACAUCGGAGUCACAGCAACCCAUACCCAGUCUUACAGACAAAGUCUCCAGCGAUUUUGUACAAAGAAAGUGGAGUCCUGGGCAGGACAAGGAGUCAUCUGAAAUGGAAGAGAUCCACGGUUUUGGUGAAGAUAGUGUCAAAGGGAGCUACACUGGAAGCACAGGAAAUUUAGUGCAGAAUCUAAUAAGGACCAACAGCUGUCCGGUAGACAGCAGCAGUUUUCCAGAGGAGCCCUUUAUCCCUUCCAUCAUUCAGCCAGUGUCACCAGGAUCUGAUCUCAUCAAGGCUCUGUCAGACUUGUCAGAGGGAAACACUGACAGUCAGAGGAGCGAGGGGCCAGGAUCCUCUCCUUUCCCCCCUUAUAUCUCCCCGUUUCCCCUCAUCUCUUUGUGUCAGACAUCUUCUGCUGGUGAUAAAUAUCUCCCUUCCUCACCCUGUCCUCCACUAGUUCCUUUAAAAGCCUUUGGCGCUUCUCAUUCUCCUGCCUUGGUGGGUCUCCCAAAGUUUGACUUGCAAAUUCCAAACACAGAGACAGUACCAGAUCAGGAACAAUCUUCGCCUUCUUCCACUUCUGCAUUGCCGUGUGAAUACCUUCCUGCUUCCUGCUCCUCACCCAAAUUACAGAGUAUAACUCUCUCCAAAUCUCCAAGUUACCCUUCUCCUGUAUCAUUUACCUCUGUCUCUCCUACUUCCUCUCCCAUUAAAACUGUGGACACAACUGCUCCUUUCACCUAUCCCUCUAGUCCUUUUCAUGACCCUGAAGGCACAACAUGCUUUACCUUUUCAAGUGUACCUCCUCCUGACUCAUACUUCUCCCCCUCUCCAGAUGUGAACUGUCAGUUUUAUGAAUCCACUUCUACGUUUUCAGCCCAGUCAGAUUCCUCUGGAUGUCCAUGGAACAUACAUCCCAAAUGGACUGACGUGUCUUUGCAUGAAAACCUCAUCUCUGCUUCUGUUUAUUUAUCAUUUCUGUUUCCCUCUUCCCCUGAUUUACCACCCUCUGCCAUUCCUGAUUUUCGUUUUCCAACCUCUUUAGCCUCUUCCACUUUAAAGGAGUCCAUCUCACACAGCCUAGAAAACAAUCAAAAUGAUGCUGUUUUCCUAAACUCAGAUGGAAGAGAUCUCUCUGACUCACCUACCGAUGCACCAAAGGAAGAUGAUGAAAAACCCUCUUCUCUCUCCUUUCAGAGAGAAUUGGACAUGGACAGUCUCACUGCUCCAUCCCCUCUUGGUCCAAGUUCUUGUAAGUUAGAAGAAGGCGGUCAAAGACGGGCCGUCCUUCCUCCAAACCAACCCAUUCCAUGUUGUCACCCUGUCUUUUCCUCCCAAUCACAUCUGUCAGAUGGUCUCAUAGAUUUGGCCACUGGAAGAAUUUUGGACCCAACAGAGCGGUCCAACGCCCAACAGCAUAGGACAGUCCAGAACCAAGACAAACAUGAUGAUAACACACACUCUCCUUCAGUCUCUCCUAUCCAAGAUGUUAUUCGUGUUAAUAUGGAUCAUACCUCUUUGGACUCGGGACUUUGGACUCACUCAGAUGAUGCUCCUCAGAGAAUUGGAAGGAAAGCGGGAGAUAGUGAGAGACUCACUUGUACUGUGCAAAAUCAAGAAGCUGUGGUUGACAAUUCAGAUAUAGGAAGCUCUGCUGGUCUGUCAGAAGGUUCUUUACCAGUCAAUCCAAAAAUAUGUAGCCAAAUGGAAAUAGAUCUUAGGGUCCCGUCUCAUAGUUUGCACGAUGAGCUUUUGGCUAAAACUGAACAGGAGGAGUUUGGAAAAGUAUGUCAAAUGACUAAUAAUGGCAUAGAGCAUGAGUCUUCUAAAAGGUACAUAGUUUUACAUGAUCAAGUUCCAGAGGCAUGCAGCAGACCUGAAGUGAAACCCAAUGAUCUGAUUGAAAGCUUAGAUCAGGUUUUUGAAACCUCAGUGGAUAGCCCAGACUGUGAAAAUGUAGACAUGGAUGCUUUUUUCCAACAGCUUGAUACUGAAGGACAAGUCUUUUGGGCAGAGCCUAUCCAGGUUUCCAAUCCCUCCCCUGUGGAUGAAGAGUCAGGCAGUCUUGAAAUCUCAGACAAAUAUCACAGCAAUCCUUUAUUGCCUAUAGGCCCUGCUGCUCUUAAUACAUUUUCAUCACCAAGCAAAUCUGUGUCUUUAUCUUUGUCCUCCUCAACAAUAAUAGACACAGAGCAGACUUCCAGAAUGAAAACUGACUCCUCCUUGAUUCUUGCUUCAGUCCCAUCUCUGUCCGUGACCCAAAACCUCCAGCCAUCAAACCGCUCCGUUUCUGUUCAGAUGCUGUCUUCACAUAUUGCGCACAGGAAGGAUGUUCCCCUCAUUACUGAGUCAAAACACAUUUUCUCCGGUAGUCUCCCAUUGGACACCUCCACACCCUUCCGUGCUGUCCAGUCAUGGACAGACCUGCAUAUUCAACAAAAUGCUCUCACCAAACAGUUGUCACACGUCGCUCCUCAUACUGUACCAAACAAAGUGAACAUUUCCAGGAGUGCCCCAGAAACAACCUACAGACAUCCAGUCAUCUCUGUGCCUCCAUCUUUUCCUCUGCUGCCUGAUGACUGUCGGUCAAAAGACUCUGUCCCUAACAUGGCCCGAAAUUGUGAACCUGUGUCAGCCUCUGUGGAUACAGGACUGUGGCCUGGUGAACCACAUGAAGUGGACAAGAAAGGAAAAGAAGAUGAGGAGAAGCUUUUGGAGGGACAUCGUACAGCCACCAUGACAUGCUGCUGCUCCUGUGAUCAUCACUGUACCGUCUGUACUCAGAAGAGUUACAACAAGCAGCAAGCCGUGGAAAACAUUCCUUAUUCUCUGGAUGAGCUGGAGGAGAUGAUGUUGAGUCUGCAGCAUUUUCGCUCUGUGCUCAGUAACAUGGAGCUACAACUCUCUGAAGACCAGGCAGCAGUUUACAGCGCCCUCUCUGACAAGGACAGGGAGAAGGUUCAGGACAUACAGAAGCUGAGACAUGCAGUGAAGCAGCAAGCUGGGGAGCUGGAGCUGCAGUUACAUGAACUGGCCCAUCAGUAUGAUGACAGUCUGAAACUGAAGAUGCACAGACUGCUGGAUGAGCAGUCUCUGCUCUGCUCUCAACUCAGAGUUUUUCUACCUGGAAGAGUGCCCUCAUCAUUCAGCCCUGUGCCCAACAGGACAGUAGCCACUCAGUGCUGUCUCCCUCCCUGGCUACCAAUGCAAAGAAGCCAUGCCUCUGCCUGGACUGCAAGGAACAUGGAUUUCACCACACAGUUACCUCCUGGAUCAGAGAACAUCUGUGAGGGCCAAGGUGGUUCUCCUACUAAGGCAGACAAGAUCAACAUAGUGGGCUUCCUCCAGAGAGUAAGAAAACCAUGCAUUCAUUAGUGCCACAGGUGAAUACAAGACUUGUUCUUUUAAAUGCCACUGCAUUUGUACUUGCAUGCCAAAUGAAUCAUGGUAAUUAUCGCAUAUUCUGAUCAAAACAUGUAUUACCAAAACAAUGAACAUGCUAAUAUUUAGCUGCUAGUUUCAGCUACACAAUACUUUUGCUUAUAGCCUUUACUGUUCAGCUGAGGUUUUUAUGACAGCCAGGACUUCUGAGGCAGCACUGCAGUACUCUGUUGUUUGGCCAAACACCCCCGGCGGAACCUGAAGCUGUGUUUUGCCUCAACGUGAUGCUGAAAAACCAGUAAUUUAGAUUUUAGAGAUAUUUCUUUAACGUUUAUGUAACCAGGAAGUCCCUUGAGAUUACAAUCUUUUUUCAAGGGAGACCUAGCCCAAGAAAACACAGGUACAGGCUGGACGAUGUCAAGUUGUUGAUGAAUUUGAAGAUGCUGUACUAAAUUCAGAUGGCUCUCGCCCUCCUGCUGACGGGAACCAGCAGUCACCAACACCGCCUUGGAGUUGGCUGUUACACUGUAGUCUUUGUUGGCCACAAUCUUGUGUGUCUUGAGGAAGAGUGAGUUGUGCUGCAGUUCCAUGGUCUUACCCUUCAGAGACGGCGUUCUCCAGCUCCACCAACCCAUGAAAAAGAACCAUCGGAGGAACCCAACAGAAGCAGAAUGACCGAGACAACGGCAGGAAGUCAUGGAGCAACCAUCGUCAGAAGAAUUUUGCUGCAGACUCACAAACUGCAAUUGUUCUUCCAGCCUGCAGGGCCAUACAGCACAGUUCCCACAGCUACAACAGAGAGCAGUUUAAAUGAAUGCAACUCUGGCUACAUGCAGCAGCAGCGAUGCCUCUGCAGGCGGAGUGCUGUAUUGAAGCUGCUUUCUUCCAAACUAACACAUAGUAACAGCUGGAAACAUCCCGAACACCACAGGUUGAACCACAGCAGCUGAAAGUCAAACAGCGAUCACAUAUCCAGCCACAGCCUCACCAUCACAGCUGUUCACAGCCAGCAGCUGGACACAGCUGGACAUAGACCAUCCAAAAUAAACAAUGAGCAACAAUACACCACAUCAGUGUCUCCUUUUUGUGGUAUCUGCAGAGUCUUUCCUUAAGCUGACAGUUAAAGUUCGGUUACAAAUAUUAUUAAUUCAGACACAAGUGACAGGGGGAAAAGUAAAACACCUUAAAACAACCACCUUCUUUAACUAGAAAGUCAUCAUGUGCUGCUAUAUUGUUUCACAUCUGCUUUUGUGUGACAGUAUAAAAGGCUUGUCAGCAGUGCAACAAAAUAAAACCUAAAACACUAGCAUAUAUUCCUGAUGCAGUGCCUUCAGCAACAGACUGUUACACCCUGAGUGUAGGAAGGAGCAUUUCCACAGGUCCUUUAUUCCAACGUCAGUCAGAUUGUACAAUGCUGCAUUAAAAACUGCACUGGUCUACCUGUGUUACUGCUGCACUUUAUCCUCUUACAUACAUGUUUCACUCACUUAUGUGCAAUGACUGUUAUAACCUCAUCCUCCUGCAUAUAGUCUUCUUUAAAAAAAAAACAUCUUCUGUAUAUAAUGUUCUCUGCAAUUUGGCACUGUGUGCUUCCAAUUUAUUCUUGUACAGCCUUUAUAAUUUUUCUUUUAGAGCUGCUGUAACGGUGAACUUUCCCCACUGUAUGAUCAAUAAAGUUUAUCUUAUCUCA
Molecule: messenger RNA, 5455 nt
Organism: Amphiprion ocellaris (clown anemonefish)
Lineage: Eukaryota; Metazoa; Chordata; Actinopteri; Pomacentridae
Gene: itprid1
Product: ITPR interacting domain containing 1
Exons: 8
Coding region: 1-3759 (1252 amino acids)
Molecular function (GO): signaling receptor binding
Source: RefSeq, a predicted model, not a curated record